Messenger RNA from Vollenhovia emeryi, 1165 nucleotides. Its product is annotated as peroxiredoxin-2-like. Lineage: Eukaryota; Metazoa; Arthropoda; Insecta; Hymenoptera; Formicidae. Gene Ontology annotation, cellular component: cytosol. Gene Ontology annotation, biological process: cellular response to stress; response to oxidative stress; cell redox homeostasis. The coding region runs from base 349 to 975 and encodes 208 amino acids. The record is from RefSeq and is a predicted model, not a curated record. Gene Ontology annotation, molecular function: thioredoxin peroxidase activity. The transcript is spliced from 2 exons.
UAUUAAUGUAAAUCUCUUCUAAAUAUAUUAAAUUAUUUAAUAUUAAAUUGAUUUAUUAAUUUGAAGAUUUCAAAAGUUUUUCCUAAAAGAGAAAUCAACGCGUGCUCGUCUUUCCAAACGCAAUCCUUGCCACUGGCUGAUAAAAUUACCAUUUACUUUCGACGACGCGACACCUCUCGAGUCUUGAACGGUGAAGUCUGACGACGAACGAAACAGUCAAGUCGAUCGUAAAAAGUUUCGCGUGCAUCCGCGACGAUGUGCGACGAGGAGACACGGAAUACGCAAUGUCCGGUCUUGAGGGAUUGCCGUACCGGCUCGUGUCGAGGGUAAAAAAAUAACGCGCUAGGGAUGAGCUCUUGUUGUGCAGAAAGGUCAGAGACGCCGCGCUCGCCGCUGGUGCAAUUAAUACCAGCGGUGUCGCGACCCGCGCCACCCUGGUCCGCCGUCGCGAUAAUCGAUCUGAAGAUGCAGGAGCUGUCGUCGCAGAAUUUCGUGGGGAAAUACCUGGUGCUUCUCUUCUACCCGUGCGACUUCUCGUUCGUGUGCCCGACCGAACUUAUCCAAUUUAGCGACCGCAUCGCCGAAUUCCGAGCUCUUGGCUCGGAGGUGGUAGCGAUCUCAACGGACUCGAAAUUCUCGCACUUCACGUGGGUGACGACCCCACGGAAGCAGGGAGGCUUGGGCGAGAUGAAGAUCCCGCUGCUCUCAGACAAGAGUCAUCAGAUAACGCGGGACUACGGUGUGUUGAACGAGAAGCAAGGGUACGCGUACAGAGCCCUGUUCAUUGUAGAUCGACAGCAGACUGUACGCCACGUGACGAUAAACGACGACGAUCUACCGCGAUCGGUGGACGAGGUGUUGCGGGUCGUCAAGGCCUGUUGCUUCGUGGAUAAGUAUGGCAGUGUGUGUUCUUACGGGCCGUUGCCGUCGAAGAACUCCUUCGAAGAAAACCCGGAGUACUUCAGCACGAUUUGACCUCAGAAUUGAUUUUCAUGCGCGAACUGCAUUUCCACCCGGAACUCCUCGGCUCCAUGAAUGUAAUCUUUCAUUAAUUCAAAGUGAACGAUCGUUCAAGACUUGGAUCGAUCUCGAACAAUCGCUCACGGUGAUACCGUGACGGCUAUGCGGCGAGAAAUAUUAAUAAAUGUGACCUUUCGACACAGCU